Molecule: messenger RNA, 580 nt
Organism: Oryzias latipes (Japanese medaka)
Lineage: Eukaryota; Metazoa; Chordata; Actinopteri; Beloniformes; Adrianichthyidae
Gene: fabp10b
Product: fatty acid binding protein 10b, liver basic
Molecular function (GO): lipid binding
Source: RefSeq, a predicted model, not a curated record
CAAACAACUGGGAGUUUGAAGUCCCCAGCUUAUCAACCAGUUAGUGUUUAAUGUGAUCGUGAGCACUAAGAACAGCAGCCAACAUGGACUUUAGCGGAACUUGGAAAGUUUAUUCUGAGGAGAACCUAGAAGCGUUCCUCAAAGUCAUAGGGGCACCUGAGAUGAUCGUGAAAAUGCGAAAGGACGUCAAACCUGUAGUAGUGAUAGAGCAGAAUGGUAAAGAUUUUGUCUACACCAUCAAGACUCCAAUGUUUACCAGGGUGUACUCAUUCACCCUUGGACAGGAGACAGAAAUUCCUUCUGUGGAUGGCAGAAAGGUUAAGUGCAUCAUCAGGGAGGAAAACGGGAAGCUAAUUGGUGAGGCUGACAAGUUCACUUCUGUUCGAGAGAUCCGGGGGGAUGAAAUGACAGAGACCAUCACUUCUGGUUCAGUAACGUUCAUCAGCAAAAGCAAACGGGCCUAAAGUCUUUCUGGAAGAGCUCACCUGAAGUUCCAUAUGCUGAAAUCAUAAUAUUUGUGGACGAAAUGUUCAAUUAGCUGACAAAGUUAUGUGAAAUAAAGAUUACAAAUACAAACGUG